AUGACCAACUUAGGAGCUACAGUGAAGAAUUUGGAGGUACAUAUUGGUCAGAUAGCAACUGCAAUACAGUCUCAGCAAAAAGGACAAUUUUCCAAUGACACAGAGGUUAACCCACGAGAACACUGCAAUGCUAUCACCCUAAGGAGUGGUAAAGCAGUUGAAGAAUGCAAGCUUAGAGAGGUUGGGAGGUAUUUGAAGAAAGAGUUUGAUGAAAAAUACGCAAUGUUUCUGGAGGUCUUCAAGAAAAUCCACAUCAACAUUCCCUUUGUAGAAGCCUUGGCCCAUAUGCCUAACUUUGCCAAGUUCUUAAAGGAAGUGAUGUCAAAGAAGAGAAAGUUGGAGGAAUUUGUGACUGUUAAGCUGACAGAGGAGUGUAGUGCCAUACUUCAAAUGAAGCUCCCUCACAAAUUGAAAGAUCCGGGCAGCUUCAACAUCCCAUGCAAUAUUGGUUGUAUCACAUUUGAGAGGGCACUAUGUGAUCUUGGAGCUAGCAUAAACUUGAUGCCUUUAUCAGUGUUCAAAAAGCUGGGUCUUGGAGAAUUGAAUCCCACAACCCUUACCUUGCAACUGGCGAACAAAUCGCUCACAUAUCCCAAAGGCAUUAUUGAAGAUGUGUUGGUGAAGGUUGAUAAGUUCAUCUCUCCAGUGGACUUUGUGGUAUUGGACAUGUAUGAGGAUGAGAAAGUACCGUUGAUUCUUGGCCGACCUUUCCUGGCUACUGGAAGAGCAUUGAUUGAUGUACAAGAAGGAAAGUUGAUACUACGAGUUAAUGAAGAGCAAGUAACUUUCAACAUCUAUCAAGAAAAGAAAGCCCUAGAAAAAGGAAAAGUUGACACUUGCAAAAUGAUCCAAUUAGCUGAAGUAAUUGCAGGAAACGGAGAAAAAUGGGAAUUAUUUUAUGAUCCGUUGGUGCAAUACAUAGAAAUUAGUUACUCAACAAGGGAUGCAUCUACUGAUGGUAAUGACUCAAGAAUGAAGAAAGCAGUGGAUUUCAUCUUAGCUUAA
Molecule: messenger RNA, 1005 nt
Organism: Olea europaea var. sylvestris
Lineage: Eukaryota; Viridiplantae; Streptophyta; Magnoliopsida; Lamiales; Oleaceae
Exons: 2
Coding region: 1-1005 (334 amino acids)
Source: RefSeq, a predicted model, not a curated record